AAAAACCACAAAAAACCCCCAAAACUUGGGAUUCUCUCUUCGUGCUGCUGAUGUCACCUGCUUUAAAAGAAAUAGAGUAUUCUGGGAAAGUCACCCGGACUCUGCCGUGACUCCAGACACGCCUGGAAACGAGUUCUUUUGCAGUUAUUUGGUAAACAAUGAAGGUUCUGUUGCUGAAGGAUCCCAAAGACAAAGAUUCAGGACCAGAUCCGUAUAUUAAAGAAUUAGGAUUAUAUGGAUUUGAAGCAACUUUGAUUCCAGUUUUGUCAUUUGAAUUCGUAUCUCUUGAAAGCUUAUUUGAAAAGCUCUCUCAUCCAGAAUGUUACGGAGGCCUAGUUUUUACCAGUCCAAGAGCAUUAGAAGCCAUCAAGCUAUGUUUAAAAGAGAAUAGUAAAAAUGAAGCCUGGUCAAAAUCUCUUAAACAAAGAUGGAAUACCAAACCAGCAUACGUGGUAGGAAAAGCUACAGCUUCUCUAGUGGAAGAAAUUGGUCUUACUCCACAAGGAGAAAAGUCUGGAAAUGCUGAAAAAUUAGCUGAAUAUAUUUGCUCAAGAGAGAAACCUAAUUCCUCAGCUCUUCUUUUUCCUUGUGGAGCCCUGAAAAGAGAAGUACUUCCUACAGUACUUAGAGAAAAAGGUAUACCUCUGGAAAGCCUUACUGUUUAUCAAACAACCCAACACGCUGACCUGCAAGAAUCUUUGAGCAGUUACUUCUCACAACAGGGAUUUCCAGCAAGCAUCGUGUUCUUCAGUCCAUCUGGCGUCAGAUUUUGCCUCCAGCACAUUCAGAAGCUUUCGGGGGAUUUAAUCUACCAUAUCAAGUUUGCUGCUAUCGGUCCAACAACUGCGGAAGCCAUGGAAGCAGCAGGAAUCCCAGUUAGCUGUACUGCAGAGAGUCCAACUCCCCAAGACCUCGCUGCUGGGAUCCAAAAAGCACUUCACUUACAGAACUGCUGUUUAGCUAAAUGAGAGCACAGCAUGCGUUCGACGAUGAGUGAAGUUAAGCUGUUGAACAUUCACAUUCAGCUGGGUAGCUUCAUUAUAACAACGAGCAUGCAGUACUGUUCAUCUCUUCCUUCAAAAAUAAAUCCACGGCAGAGUGAGGAUUUGGAAGUCUGUUCAAGUCCCCUGCAGUACUACUCACAUCUCUAGUGUCUGACACCGUAGAGGGCAGCUGGGAGAAGUUUUGUGCGAGUUAGUGCCUUGGGGAAGAGGAAGAAGGGGAGACGUGGUCAAGAGAAGAGGGUGAGAACCGGUAACAAGCCAACCGUAGGCUUGUGCUCCCUUGCACUAUAUGGCAAAUUCUUUCGCUAGCACAAGUUACAUCUAUUUGUUCGUCUCCCUCAUCAGCCCAGGCCUAUUUCUACAUGUCUUUCCAGGAGAAACAAUCAGUAGCCAUCAUGGCCGAGUAACACGUACUCAUCACAUUUAAUAGAACAAUGUAAAACCAAGACUGCAAAGGGCUCUAGGAGGAAAUCGGGUUGCCUUGCUUCUGUCACACCAGAUAGAUAGCAUGCUCCUUCUUGACCUGUGACAAACAGAAGAUAACUCAGAGGACUUGACCUGCAGUAGGAGAGGUUAACCUAAGUAAGUGAGGUGUAGCUGGCAUUUGCUGUGGGAUGUGGAGGCCACGCGAACAGUUGCUGUGACUCGAUACCAUCUCUGAAUCUGAAAUUCAGACAUACUGUUUGUCAAUGAAAAACAGCAGCUUGAGAAAACACCGGUUUGAGACUACCAGCUCUAUACCUUGGUUCAUGGUAGUAUGCAGUAAUGUAUUGCAGUAAAAAGAGAAAAGGGAGUAGAAUUGCAGCAGCUGAAUGGGUUUUUAUCCCUUUCCAUCCAGAUCAGCUAUGUAGAGGCCUGGCUUGGCUUUACCCAAGGAACCCUCCCACAGCUGAAACCACCAUUCCCAGAUCACCAUUGCUACCGAGUUCUUCCCAGGCUGGGGCUGGGGAAUUCAUCCUCAUGGAAGAUCCAGACGACAGUCCAUACGAUGGGCCCUUGGCUAUUUUACCCGCUACCGACCUGGCUUUAGAGCACUGCGCGAGCCUCCUCCCCGCACACAAACGCCGCUCUAAGGAAGAGACCGCGCUCCCAGCCGCUGCCUUUCCAAUGCUGAGUCUGCCUGUGUAAUUAAGAAGCAGGAGAUGUUUUCCUGCAGAGGAUGAGUCUUACCCAAGCGCUGCAGCAUUCUUAAACCAGGGAGGGCUUAAGACUUUUAUUAGUAAGUAAUUUGGCAGGUUACAGACCUGAUCUAUUCUAUGUAUGCGACUCAGUGAGGUACUGUAAAAUAGUACUUCCAUUUUGUUACAAGGAAGCAAGAAGAGGUUACACAACUUCCCCCACAACCACAGGAACAGACAAUUAACUGGUUCUCGGGGCUUAUGCUGAGGCUUUUCUCGUCAAUUGGCUGACAGUCAUGGGCCUGCAGAAGCACACAGUGGUAUCGAUGCUAGCAGCUGCUUCUGAAAUCAGCAGGAUAAGGGAAGGUGUAAAUGGUGUUUUUCUUCUGGCUACUUUCUACAGCGCUCAUUUUGGUUUGGGUUUGGUUUUUUUUUUUUUAAAUUGCAGAAAAACCCACUGCCCCUACAACUCUCACCCCUUUCCAUUCUCCUGUAUUAGGUUUACGUGGCAAGAUUUUGGUAGCUGGGGGGGCUACAGAGGUGGCUGCUGUGAGAAGCUG
Molecule: messenger RNA, 2682 nt
Organism: Haliaeetus leucocephalus (bald eagle)
Lineage: Eukaryota; Metazoa; Chordata; Aves; Accipitriformes; Accipitridae
Gene: UROS
Product: uroporphyrinogen III synthase
Exons: 11
Coding region: 159-968 (269 amino acids)
Biological process (GO): uroporphyrinogen III biosynthetic process
Molecular function (GO): uroporphyrinogen-III synthase activity
Source: RefSeq, a predicted model, not a curated record